This is a messenger RNA of Blumeria graminis f. sp. triticale, 1872 nucleotides long. NCBI's taxonomy places the organism in Eukaryota, Fungi, Ascomycota, Leotiomycetes, Helotiales, Erysiphaceae. The record is from the annotation of a GenBank genome assembly.
AUGACUCUCACACCCCCGCCCGACGUCUAUAAUACACUCGGCGUGAACCGUGGUGCAACUGCGGCUGAAAUUCGGAGCUCCUACCGUAAAUUAGUACUUACAUGUCAUCCAGACAAAAUUCUCGACUCGUCUUUAAAGGCAGCAAAGCAAGCCGAGUUCCAAAAAGUCCAAGAGGCAUAUGAAAUACUCAGCGAUGAGAACCGCCGACAAGAUCAUGAUGAGAAGGUUCAGAUUUAUGAGUUGAGAAAAGAAAUGGGAAGAGGCAAUCCAACUGCCCGAAGUAACCCAUUCGAAUUUGAAGUAAAGACGCCAAAGUCAACAGAACCAUCAAAACCGAAGUCAAGCUCAUCUACGUCUUCAAUAAGAGUCUAUACCUACACCAACCCUCAUAAUACGUCGAAAUCUAGAUCACAAGAAGAUACCAAAUAUCAGAGCAAAAACACGUCGAAAAAGCCACCCAGCGAGAACCCAGAUCGUAAACGUUCCUCUACCAAGGAUGAUGAACAGAGAAGGGCUGCACAUGCCAAAAAGCUAAGUGAGGAACUAGAGAAACAAAGAGAAAAAGAGCUGAAACGAGAGAAAAAAAAGGCCAAAGAAAAAAAGGAAAAAGACAGGAAGCGGGGCUCAGAAGAGAAGCGUUCGAAGAAGACCUAUGCAUUUGUCGAAGAUGACACAGAAGAUGAUCCUCUCUUCCCACCAUUUUCCGACUCAAAGCCUAGUAAAUGUGAUACUGAUGACCUGCAUGACGAUGGUAUGAAGCCCCGCGAUGAGAAAUCUGCUAGGGCCAAAGCAUCACCAGGCUCUGGGAGGAAGGAGAACUUUCACACUCAGCAUGCUCCACGCUCCACCGAGAAGAAAUCCAGUCGAACGUCUGCAACGGAUAUCUCAUUGAAUGAAAAGUGGAAUGGACAUCGAGAAUAUGCUGCAACGUAUAUGGAGGCUGUUCGACAAAAGGCUGCAGCUCCUGAAGUACCUACCCCACCUCCUGGUCCGCAGCGAGCACAGAGUUAUGCUAUGCCAGAAUCCAGUGUCUACAACAUACCUUCUCCUCGGUACACUACCAUUCCCAAUGCGUCAUUUUCACCGCGCUAUUCAGCCACUUCUAUUCCCCCGCCGACCCCUCGAUACAGUGAAGAAGAGUCUAUAAAUCGUUCGUCGAGGCGUCGGGAAAGAAAAUCUUCAUCUGAUAUGCCAUCUACACGCAAAAAGACUAAGGAUGUAAGGUCAGACUCCUAUCCAGGAGAACUCCGCCAACCUCCUAUCGUUGAGCCCCCCUUACCUCCACCUUCUGGGAGGAAAGCAUUUCCUAAUGAAAAGCCCUCAAUGUCUGAAAAGUACGGUUAUGCUCAAGCGCAAGACAGUGCUCACCGCUCUGGCACAAUACCUCCCUUAUCAAGAUCUCAAACAUAUACUGAACCUCAGAGCCGAUAUAGGAAGCCUGAGCUUAGCUCUGAGUCCGAGUCUGAAUCUCCGUCUGUGCCUCGUUACAAGCAUCAAUUCCCCAUAAACUAUUCCCUCGGAAAUGAUCGUGCCACUGCGGCCAACACGAGUCGUUAUCACUCAGAACAUCGGCCUGUAGAUGAAUAUUUUCCCAUGCGAGGUGUUUCUCCUCAUUCAAGUCCACAUCUAUAUCGAAAUCCCUCUGUCAGUGAUUAUCGUGGCUCGCACUCAUAUACUCAACAUUGUUAUUACCCGCCUGAAACCGAACACUACGCUCGACAUUCACAUCAGUACCCUCUCCAAAGAGAGCCUAUCAGCCAACAGCCACCUAUUGGGAAUAUAACCUUCGCACAGCCUUUCCAGUACGAAAAUUUAAUCUUUGCCAAAACCCCAGCAAAAUUAUAUAGAAGUCAAAUCGACGGGCGUGGCUGA